AUGCUAACGCCUGGUCGUGGGGGCUACCUCACCUCAAUUCGAUACCGCGACGUUGGCUUCUUCACCUUGCCCACGGUGGAUGGAAUGCACUCCUUCGGCGAUUCCUGCGACAGUCUCUUCUCCAGUCCACGCGGAAGCCUAGACGGUGGCACGUCUGGCUACAGUCUCUACUGCCGUCUCGCCUUCGGCGUUCGCAACGCCGAGUCCUGGGACUGCAUCGUGGUUAGGGGUGAGGCGAUACCGAUUUUCGACACGGAGCACACCACGCGGAAACGGCUUCAGAAUGUGAAAACGUGGAAUGCGCCCCCGCCUCCCCCAGUGUCAGUCAUGUGGUCGUCUUUGAUGCAACUGCCCUGGGAAAACGGCCCCUCGAUGCGGUCGUUCCACGUGGAUCUUAAAGAAGCGGAGAUGAGGAUGGUGCCGGCAACACCUCCGGACUACGUGCGAGAUCUGUUCACUGACAUUCGAGAUGGCAUCAAACUGCUUCGCUUGCUCGAAGUAUUGGCGGGCGUUCGUUUGCCAAUAGAAAGGGCAUCUGUGAUGCAGCGGGCGCACUACCUCAGCAACGUCAAGACUGGACUGGAUUUCCUGACGGAGGAGAGGAAGGUGAAGUUGGUGAACAUCAACGCAACCGACGUUGUCGACGGCAGACCGGCAAUUGUUCUUGGCCUCAUUUGGUCGAUUAUUCUCUCGUUUCAAAUCGAUGAACAUGACGAUGUUCUUCAAGAUGCAACGAGGAUCGUGGAAAAAUCCAUUAAGAAAAGACCUGUUCAGUUGAACGGAUCUGCCGAAACUCCGACGCAGAAAAUCAAUAUUCCUGAAACCCAGGCAACUCGCAGGAAAGCCCUUAUCGCGUGGACUGGCCGACGCAUCUCAUCAACUCUCGAGCGACUUGGGCUUCAUCAGGUGAAGGAUUUCGGAGUCGGUUGGCGUGACGGUCGUGCGUUCUGCGCCCUAGUUCACAGCAUCGAUCCAAGUUGCGUAGAUUUGGCCAAAAUUGGAUCCAGCGACAACAAGACGAACCUUGAAAUCGCCUUCAGUGCAGCAGAGAAGUGCCUUGGGAUUCCGCGUUUGUUGGACGUGGAAGACGUGGAUGUUGAAAAUCCGGAUGAGCGGUCGAUCAUGACGUACAUCUCGCAGUUUCUCAAAGAGUACCCCACGGGGAAGAAGACCACGUCACAGUGCCACGGGAAGGGUGGCGAAGCGGUCGUAAAAUCGGUCGAUACGUCGUUGGACGCCGUCGACUCAGCCAUCGACCCAUCGCUGGUUCUAAGUGCCUCAACAGUCUCCCUGCAUAAUCCCAAACCAGUAAGGCGAGAAGAACACAUGACUGCUCACACGCUACUCGACGACGAAGGAAUCCGCAGCUUAUUGGCGGCCACCAGCACAAGUCUGUCUGGCUCCGACGAGGACGAAAUUGAGGCCAAUCCGGAGGCCGCUCAGUCCAUGCCGGUUAUCCGAGGCUCACCGUCGCCUAGGCGACAGGCCAGAGCACGGACGUACGCCGAUCUGCGAUUGGCUCGUGUGGCGAAGACGUUUUCGCGGUGUCGGGCCAUUGCCAACAUCCGCGUCACCGCAGAUCGCACCGAAGAGACUAGGAAUGCCGUUAAAAUUAUCCAAAUUGAAAACCAGGUUAGUUACCAACCCCCCCCCCCCCCCCCCCCC
Messenger RNA from Mesocestoides corti, 1665 nucleotides. The record is from the annotation of a GenBank genome assembly. NCBI's taxonomy places the organism in Eukaryota, Metazoa, Platyhelminthes, Cestoda, Cyclophyllidea, Mesocestoididae.